UUCUGUGUUGACAUGACUGAUGGCUACAUAUAUUGCCACACUCACCACAGGACAAAGACAUUUUAUCUUUCACUUUGUUCCAUUACAACAUCAAAACAGCCAUGGGAGCAAAAAACUCCAAAUCCCAACCUCCAAUUCUCAGCCAACCAUGGAGAAAAAUAAACUGGGACAGAGACAAACAGACUGAUCUACAGUUUGUGAAGCACUACAAUCCUCAGACUGAAGGUCAGCAGCUCAGAAUUCUUCUUCAUGGGCCGGUUGGAGCUGGAAAGUCCAGUUUCAUCAACUCGGUCCAAAGCGUGUUACAAGGAAGAAUGUACAUACAGGCUUUGGCAGAUAACAUCUCUCAUGAGUCUUUCACUAAAAAGUACACAACCUACAAGAUCCAAAAAGAAAGCCCCAACACCUUUUAUCCUUUUGUCUUCAACGACAUCAUGGGUCUGGGUCCAAACAAAGAUGUCCUUGUGGAUGAUGUCAAACUGGCUCUGAAGGGACACAUAAAGGAUGGUUAUCUGUUCAAUCCUGUGUCUAAGAUAUCAGAGGAUCACAUGUUCUACAAAAAAUCCCCAGAUUUGAACGACAAAGUGCAUGUUCUGGUUCUUGUCAUUUGUGCUGACACAUUACCUGUAUUAACAGACGAAAUUGUGCUUAAAGUUAAGGAGAUCAGAGCAGCAGCCAGUGACCUGGGGAUUCCUCAAAUCGCCAUUCUCACCAAAAUUGACCGAACCUGUCCUGAAAUAAAACAAGACUUAAAGAAUGUCUACAAGCUUGAGUUCACAAAGAAAGAGAUGGAGAAGCUCAGUGCAGAAGUGGGGAUUCCAAUGAACUGCAUCUUCCCUGUGAAGAACUAUCAUGAAGAAAUCGAUGUUGAUAAUGACACUGAUGCACUGCUCCUGAGCUCGCUGAGAAAUAUCAUCACCUGCGGAGAUGACCACAUCAACUUCAAGAAUCAGCAAGCAUCUUCAGACAGAUAUGCUUGAUAAAGCAUAAAAAGAGUGUAUUUCACAAUGUCAGAAAAAUAAUCUGAGACAUUGACCAGCAUGAUUUCUAACUAACUCUUUAAUGUGAUUUAAUUACUUGAUUACUUUUUUUAUACAUACGUUUCAGCUUAAAGCUCCUGAAAACCUGCACUUUAAUUUCUUUGUACUCUUCAGUAACAUUAAAUAUUCACACAGCAAUUAACAUUAAACAAAACACCUUAAGGUAUUAUUUACUUUAAUCAGAUAUUAUAUUAUUAAUUGGCAUAUCACCUUCUUCUGAGUUCUGCCCACUUCCAAUUAGAGAAAAAAAAAAAGAAAAUUUGUAAGUAAGAUUGCAUCACUUACAACAUGGACACAUGUUUUCAGGACCUUUAAUUUGCUUUUUGAAUUGCUGAAUGAGUUUUAUAUUACUUUUUUUACAUUUACAAAGAUAACAAAUCUUUGAAGCUGCAGCCAUAAAAUCAUGGAGUUUUGUGAUAUGUUUUUUUGAACCUUAAGCACAAUGUGACUAUUAUUACCAUUAAAUGUAUUUCUGCUUUUGAAGAGUCAUGUUCCACUUGUGACAUGUAAAGUGACAUCUAGGUCAACAAACCAUUUUUUUCUAAAACUGUCAAUUUAUUUUCCAGUUUUCAUUUAGUACAAAAACAAAGCAACAGACACCUAAUACUUAUUAAGGAUUUUGGAGCCCCCAAUAAAAGUUUCUGAAAUGAAAAAUCAUACUUCAAUUGUUUAACACAAACUAGUUAAAGGUGUUCAAUAACUUUUGAAAAGUUCUUUGACAACAGCAGGUUUUUUUAACUUCAUGGUGUGAGAGAUGAGUCAUUAUGUGCUUUCUAAUGCUUUCUGAUAAAUUCCAAGUCUAAACAACCUCUUUUGCCUCAAGGUUACAGCACCUCCCACAGACUGGAAUGUGUCACUACAACUCUGUGACAGUUUACAAUAACAUUUUUGUGCUCAACGUAACAUCUAUUAUUUAACAUCAACCUACUGAUCGGAUUUCCAGUAACAGCCCUGCAGUUACAUGUCAGCUAACCUACUAUGUCCCUCCUAGCUAAUGAUAGCCUAGCAAAAUUAUUAUUUAAUUAUUAGCAUCUGCUCAUCAGCUUAAUCUUACUUGUGUCUACACUAUAUCUACACACAAUUGAUAAAACUGUCACUGUUGUAACUAUAA
Seriola dumerili (greater amberjack) is the source of this 2151-nucleotide messenger RNA. RefSeq names its product interferon-induced protein 44-like. NCBI's taxonomy places the organism in Eukaryota, Metazoa, Chordata, Actinopteri, Carangiformes, Carangidae. The transcript is spliced from 8 exons. Bases 102 to 980 code for a protein of 292 amino acids. The record is from RefSeq and is a predicted model, not a curated record.